Messenger RNA from Thelazia callipaeda (thelaziosis nematode), 546 nucleotides. Lineage: Eukaryota; Metazoa; Nematoda; Chromadorea; Rhabditida; Thelaziidae. The record is from the annotation of a GenBank genome assembly.
AUGCCGCGACGUCGCGGGGAAUAUGCAUUGGUAAAAUCAACAUCAUUCACAUUGUUUCCUGUACUGGGUAAUAUUAAUUCAAAAGAAGAUGCUAAUUUGAAGAAAACAAAACAGAAGCUAACAAAUAGUGGUAGUACAUCAGUGGAUUAUACAUUUAUAUCAAAUAUUGCCUGUAAAGAAUUAUCAUCAGUUAGCAAGGAAAACUGUAAAGAACGCAAAAUUGAUGCAAAAUUGUCAGAUAAUCGAGGAUUUUGCAAAUUUUUUCUACGUUCUUCCUCAGAUAAUCAUCAAGAAUUUUGGUCAUCUAAAAGUAGUCAGAACCGCACAUCGAGCUAUGAUUCAUUUCGGAAUCCUUUGAAAAAUUCUCUCGGGAAGAUUAAAUUACGAGCUACAAGUCGAAGUUGUGUUAAACAAGAAACUACUACAUCUUCUGUAAAAGUAAUCUCAGUCAUGAAUCUGAAAUCAGAUAAUUGCAACGGUCAUUCCAGGGAUGUACAGGGAAAAAUGCAUAAAAGUAAAAGUGGUGCGCUAAUAUUCUUUCUGUAA